Cladophialophora bantiana CBS 173.52 is the source of this 1518-nucleotide messenger RNA. RefSeq lists its product as uncharacterized. The record is from RefSeq and is a predicted model, not a curated record. Lineage: Eukaryota; Fungi; Ascomycota; Eurotiomycetes; Chaetothyriales; Herpotrichiellaceae. Gene Ontology annotation, molecular function: acid phosphatase activity. Gene Ontology annotation, cellular component: fungal-type cell wall. Bases 1 to 1518 code for a protein of 505 amino acids. The transcript has 4 exons.
AUGCCUUCUACGACCUCCAAACCCAGGCGAGAGCUGGGCUCUCCGCGCCUCCUCCGGCGAAAGUUGUCCUUGUUUAUACUCAUCUUAUUUGCAGCUCUCUUCACCCUUCCUCUACUGCGACACGUCCGAAACGACACGUGUUCGACUUCUCCAUUUCUGCUUCGGGCAGGCGUGUGUAGCACGAUUUUUCACGCUGUGUGGAACCUGUUCUAUCACUUGGGGGGAAACGGUCCCUGGAUCCGCAAAAUACAUGGGGUUAACUAUUACGAUGCGCCUUUACCCAAGAAAUGCUCGAUCGAUCAGGUCCACAUGUUAUCACGGCAUGCUGAACGAUACCCGACAAAGACAGCUGGCUCCCGCCACGUCGAUCUCCUCAGCCGACUUCAGGGUCCGGAGGUAAAUCUCACCGGGUCGCUAUCAUUUAUCAACGACUGGACCUAUUUUACCGAUCUCUCUAAUCCUUCAUUCGAGAAUCUAACCGCCACUGGUCCGUAUGCUGGGACACGACAGGCAUCGAAUACGGGCAGGGCUUUACGGCAACGCUACAACCACCUUGUAUCCAACGGCCGCAGGACAAAAUUCUGGUCUUGCAGCUCUCCGCGGAACGUUGAGACUGCAGAACAUUUUGCCAAUGGAUUCUUUGGCGCGGAAUGGAAGUCUGAUGGUUCAGCUGAGCUGGUGAUCAUUCCCGAGGAUCAAGAUCGAGGCGCUAAUACGCUUACCCCGGGAGAUACUUGUCUUAGCUACCGCGCGGACAAAGAGUAUGGUCACGACCAUGGAUAUGUGAAGCUGGCGGAGUGGCAGGGCAUAUUUUCCCAAGCCAUUGCCAAGAGACUUGCCAAUGACGCCGUGGGAAUGACGUUCAGUCCUCUUGACAUCUAUGGCAUGAUGGAAAUGUGCGGAUUCGAGAUUCUCGCAAGGGGAAACAGUCCUUGGUGCGAUGUCUUCCAACGUCAGGAGUGGCUCGAAUUCGAAUAUGCCCGAGACUUGCUACAUUACUAUCGAGCUGGUCCGGGCAACAAGUUUGGUGCAGCAAUGGGUUGGUUGUGGCUCAAUGCGACUCAGCAGCUCAUGUCAAACCACUCGUCGGAAGACGUCUACUUCAGCUUCGUCCACGACGGCGACAUUGUCCCUGCGUUGGCCACCUUGGGAAUCCUCAAUGAGCCUUUGGGCCUGCAUGAUCUGCCUACUGACCGGCUAGUGACCGAGCGGAACUGGAAGACAAGUGACGUGGUACCAAUGGGGGGGCGGUUGAUAUUCGAACGUAUAACUUGUCAGCCGAAUGGAGGGACAACAGCAACAGGGCCGGAGCAUGCCGUACGGCUCUUUAUCAAUGACGGUCUUACCGACUUGACCAAAUUGACCAACAUGGUGCCGUUCACCCCCGUAGAAGGUGCUGUCUCGUUGGAGAGUUUCCAAAACACCUUGUCCAUGAAAGGGACACAGCUGGGGGAUUUCCGAGAAAUCUGCUCUUUGCCAGACGACGCACCUCAUCGCAUCGAGUUUUUGCAUCAAUAG